CAAUUAAUAAAUAAAUAUUUCUUUUUUUUUUUAUUUAUUUACUUUUUUUAAUAAUAAAUUAAAUCGUUUUGUUGUGUUUUUUUUUUAAAAAAAAUAAAAUAUAUUUUUAUAAAAAAAAAUUAUAAACAUUUUCCACACACACACACCUUUUACACACAAAGAUAAAAUUUAGUAUACAGGCUAAAUUAAUAAUAAUAAUAUAGUAUAUAUAUUUUAGAAUAUAUAUAUAAAUAUAAAUAUAAAAAAUGUUUUCAAAUAAAAUGACAGAUAUGGCCAUAACAUUUGGUUCAUUAUUUUUAAUUCAAAAGAUCGAUUUUACAAAUCCACAAAAUGUUUUUUAUGCUCAAUGUGCAUUUGGUGUAAUUCAAGCUACCAUUCUUUUAGCUUAUUUAUAUAUUUUCAACAGUAUCAAAUCCAAACCAAAUAAUACUGUUGUUCGUGUACCAGUUAACCCACCAUCAAUGUUUUCAAAACCAGAUCCAAAUGAACCAACUUCCGAACAAACUGCAUCCGAAUACGAUUUAGCCCAACUUAAAAAGAGUGUCACCCAAUCACUUGUCACUAUUGGUAUUACUGCAUUUUUAUUCUUUAAAAUGGGUAUCAUCCAACCAAUUGCUAUGCAAUCAAUUAUGGCUCCACAAAAUUUCAUCAAGAAUAAAUUAUUCAAAAUCUACGUUUUAGGUCAAGAUGAAUCAAACUUCAAACGUCCAUGGACUGAAGAAAGUCCAUUUUCAAUGGGUCAAAAUGAAACCACCAACACUACCACCGAAAACACUGACAACAUUACCAUUGCUGCUUCAAAGGAAGACGCUAAGGAAAAAACCAUUGCUGCUGUCAAAGGCAAUACUACCAAAAGAUCAACUGUACCAUCAAAAGCAAAAGUAACUGAAAUUUCAAGUAGCGAAGGUGAAAGCAGUGAAGAAGAUGACAACAAAAAAAAAACUAAAAAGAAAUAUUUAUAAAUAAAUAAAUAUUUAUAGAAAAAGGAAGAAAUUUAUUUAAAUAUUAUAAAUAAAUUUUAAUAUAUUAAUAUUGAUAAUAAUAAUAACAUUAAUAACAAUAAAUAUAUAAAAUUACU
Dictyostelium purpureum is the source of this 1078-nucleotide messenger RNA. RefSeq lists its product as uncharacterized. The transcript has a single exon. Gene Ontology annotation, biological process: protein targeting to ER. The record is from RefSeq and is a predicted model, not a curated record. Lineage: Eukaryota; Evosea; Eumycetozoa; Dictyosteliales; Dictyosteliaceae. Bases 246 to 962 code for a protein of 238 amino acids. Gene Ontology annotation, cellular component: mitochondrion; endoplasmic reticulum.